Chilo suppressalis (striped riceborer) is the source of this 1070-nucleotide messenger RNA. Lineage: Eukaryota; Metazoa; Arthropoda; Insecta; Lepidoptera; Crambidae. The record is from the annotation of a GenBank genome assembly.
UAGCGUUAUCGGACAUUUUGCUUUGCAUUUUCGCAGUUCCUUUUACACCUUUGUACUCUUUCCGAGGCUCAUGGAGCUGGGGAUCGCUUUUGUGUCACAUAAUGCCUUUCGCACAAGGGUGCAGCGUAUACAUAUCCACAUUGACUCUAAUGUCUAUUGCUAUUGAUAGGUUCUUUGUAAUCAUUUACCCCUUUAGGCCGAGGAUGAAAAUUGAGACUUGCAUCACGGUCAUCAUAAUGAUAUGGACCUUCUCUGUGACCGUUACCAUGCCAUAUGCUAUUUUUAUGACGUACUACGACUUGGACAUUGGCAGAUUCUGCGAAGAGACAUGGCCCACGGAGGAGUUGAGGCAAAUAUUCGGAUCCGUCACGUCGUUUUUGCAAUUCGGGCUACCGUUUAUCGUAAUUGCUUUCUGCUACACGUGUGUCAGCUUCAAAUUGAAUGACAGGGCGAAAGCAAAGGCCGCCAGCAAAAACUCGCGAAAAGAGGAGUUAGAUAAAAAUCGAAAACGGCGCACGAAUCAAAUGCUGAUCGCUAUGGUGCUCAUUUUUGGUAUUUCCUGGUUGCCUUUGAACGUGAUCAACCUCUGCAACGAUUAUUACGUGUACGCUAUUCAUCUGAGGUACUACUUUGUGAUAUUCUUCACGGGGCACGUGAUCGCUAUGUCUUCGACGUGUUACAACCCCUUCCUUUACGCAUGGAUGAACGAAAACUUCAGGAAGGAGUUCAAGCAACUGAUUCCGUGUAUCGAUAACACUUCUCAGUUGAGGGGUAACAUUCAGCUGGAACAGCUAGGAGUGGGGCAAUCGGAGAAGACUUUCAAUGGUAAUACGACCACUGAUAGCUACUUGUCCAGCUCCCAAAGGGCUACUUCGUUCAGGCUCAAGAGGAAGCCGAGUGCCGCAGCCGAUGUGGAGAAGAGUGGUGUGGAGCUGAAUGAGGACUUGCUGACUGUGGACGUGAAGCAUUGCCAUAUCUCCACCAGCUACAACUUGAGGAGGGAAUCGGUCAAACUGAGGCUGAUCAACGAGGAGUCAUUCGACGGGACACCGACGCAAAGUCAAUUCUAA